Messenger RNA from Aethina tumida (small hive beetle), 1137 nucleotides. RefSeq lists its product as uncharacterized. The record is from RefSeq and is a predicted model, not a curated record. The transcript is spliced from 2 exons. Lineage: Eukaryota; Metazoa; Arthropoda; Insecta; Coleoptera; Nitidulidae. Bases 178 to 462 code for a protein of 94 amino acids.
CUUUAGUGAAAAAUUCGAGUAUCUGGUGCUUCGUGGUGUUAACAUGUGCUCAUUUAUCGUUGACACUAUUUCCCUUAAAAAUGUUAUUGUUUGCUGAUCGACAAAAUACGUGGCAACUAACUUAGAAAAUCUAAUUGGUGUUGUGCGGUGGUGCUGGUUAAGAAGACCCGGAUCGAAAUGCCGAAACUUAUGGAUAAUAAGGGUUACAUAUCUGACAAAGGUACCGAACUGAAGAAAGUUGUGAUAAACGGUACCCAGACUCAGACAGAGGAGCCGGGUCCAUCCAAGCCGAUCACCUGCACUCCGGACGUCUGCAGACAGGCCCGGCAAAGGUUCCAGCCGCCGGACUUGGCCGACAGCCCGUGGCACACCAAGAAGACAUACUUCUUCUUCGGCAUCAUCGUUCUGCUAGUCAUCUGGGCCAUCAUCUACGGCUUGCUGACGCACUUCGACGUCGUCUGAAUUGUGAUAUUUAGCUUAGGUUUUAUUUUAAUUAAUCAUUAUUUGUAAGGAGUAUGUUUUUAUUUUAGAUUUAGAUAGGCAAAAUCGACUAAAAUCAAGUGCCUUCCAACGAUUCUAUUUUUAUUAUUAAAUGUUUUAUUUUAUGAGAUUAACGGUAAGAUGUACAUAGAAUAUUUGUUGGAUAUUAUCAUCGGCGACAUUAUUAUUUUUAUUAUUGAUCAUUUUAUUAUUUUAAUAAAAUCAUAUAUCACAUUAUGUUGUAUAUGUUAAACACAUUUUAUUUAUUUUAUGAAUUACUCAGUUUGUUAUGAUCAAUGAACAUGUUUAUUGUGAGAUUAUUGUUAAUUUUAUUAGUUUUUACACAACUGAAAGAUUAAAAAUUAUAUUACCUUUUGUAGUAUUUUUAUAAUAUUUACAAAUGCUUUGUUUAUACUAACGAAUGAAUAGGUAAUUCGAAUUUAAUUAUUCUAUAAUUCAUUAUAGAUAGAGUUAUAGGUAUACAUAAAAAUGAAUUUUAAAAUAAUUACACUAUCAUACAAAAGAUAAUUGCUGAUAUGAAUAAUAGUAGUUAUAAACAAACUGUUAACUAUUUGCACCGUUAUGCGUUUUGAUUUGUUAUUGUACUAGAUAAUUUUAAUAAUUUGUUGUUGAUCCAAUAAAAACUAGAAAAUUUUA